This is a messenger RNA of Cheilinus undulatus (humphead wrasse), 11654 nucleotides long. It is a transcript of the gene ep300b, whose product is annotated as E1A binding protein p300 b. The transcript is spliced from 29 exons. Gene Ontology annotation, molecular function: zinc ion binding; chromatin DNA binding; histone acetyltransferase activity. Gene Ontology annotation, biological process: positive regulation of transcription by RNA polymerase II. The record is from RefSeq and is a predicted model, not a curated record. Bases 2127 to 10172 code for a protein of 2681 amino acids. Gene Ontology annotation, cellular component: transcription regulator complex; nucleus; histone acetyltransferase complex. NCBI's taxonomy places the organism in Eukaryota, Metazoa, Chordata, Actinopteri, Labriformes, Labridae.
ACAAGCCGCCAUUUUGUUUGUACGGACGGACCGUCAGAAACGGGAGGAAGGAGAACCGAGGGGAGCGACUCGAACCGACUGUUGCCGCUCUGAGAGUCACAGAGAGCGGGGAGAGGGAGGACGGACUGCCGGUGUUACCGGGAGAGAGAGAGGAAGCAUCAAUACCGUGAGGAGACACCGGAGGAGGAGACAGAGGAGGUGAUAUGAGGAGGAAAUACUCCGACAAGGAGCGGAGACACCGAGGAGGAGACGGAGGGAGAUAUUUUAUCUAACGAGGGGAAAACGGAUAGAGAAAAAUAUUUUUAAAAAAAAAAGAUGAAACGUGAGGAAGAGGAAGGAGAGAGUCCGCAGAGACGGGAAUAAAGAUAGAGAGGUGGAAACCAUCAACGCAGAGAGUUUAUCCAUCAUCAAGAGUCAGUGUGAAGAUUUUCGAAGGUUUUCUUUUUCUCCUACAUGACCAAAACAUCAAACCGAGACUGGCAUGUUUUUGUUUUAAACAUUUUAAACACUCUCUCUGAGAUUUAAAGUGUUGAAAACAGGAGGAACCCGGAGGAUGUACUGUGGCUGAAGUCCCCCACAGAUCAGGAUCAGUCUGACUGAACGAUGACUGACACUUCAUGCUGAGAUUUCCUCCAAUAAAGUCUGCAUCCUGGAGCUGAUUUUUGAUUACAUUUUUUUCCAACCUUUACCAGCCCUUCUGCCUGCUAAAGGCACAUUGCAUAGAGGAGGUUGCAGCAAACAAAUGUGCAAUACUCGUCCCAUGUCUGUGACCAAGUGCCUUGCAUGGUUACACACUUUGUGCACAAUUUAGACAACAUGCAGACAACUUCUGCAUGCAGGAUAAACAUGUGUUAGGCUUUAGGAAGUUUUUGGCUGCUGUGUUUUACUCCUUUUGCAACUGUUGGAUUUCUACAGCAACUUUGAAGCCAGUGUUGCGCUUGAGUGUUGGACAAAUGGUAUUUUAAACCAUCUGCUGGUGAUCAAACGCCACCAGUCUGCUGCUUUUUACUCUUAGAAACCGUCUUCACACAUGCGCCAAACUUAGGAAAAAUUCCCCUUUUUUUCUGAAGGAGCUGCAAUCAAACAGCUAGAUUUUUCAUAAAUGCACAAAAGUCAUAUUCUUUUGCUUGUGUGAAUGCAAACCAUCAAAUUUUCAGUUCAAGGCCUAUUCACACAUGUGCCAAACUUAGGAAAAAAUCCAGAAUAUUUCCAGGUAAGCUGCAUGUGUGAAUGCAUACAACACAUUUUAUUUUACCCUUGUAUUUACCCCUCUCUUGCUGAUGCUGCAGCAACACCAAUAAUUUACAGCUAAAGUUAGCUGACCAGUGUCUGCACAGAGAUAGCCUACCUGCACAGGUGAGACCAAUCUCAACUGCUGCAUGAGAGCCCAUCAUUCAGAGGCUCACUAAGGACUGCGGCUGCUCCAUUUGUAUCAUUAAUUGUUUUCCAAUCCUGACAAAGAUUGUGCUCAGGUUUAUGAGGUUAGAAACAAAUUCUUUGCAGACCAUGGAGGAGAGGAGAGAGAGCAACCUGGAGGAUGGACGGCAUUUAAUCACAAUUAUACAUCACUAUGUGCAUGAAUUUGAAAAAGAAUAGUUGUUUUGUUGCCUUGAAGAGCAGCAAUAAAUUCUGGAAGUUAUUUUGCUUUUUCUAUAAGUCCAACAUUUUUCUGCUCCUCACUUAAAUUAAAGUGAGAGCUGUUUUGGUGGGAGGGGCCAAGCAACGGCUUCAUUUACCACACAUGAGAAAACCUAUGGACAAAUCCAACACAACAGUUAUCAUUUAAUCUGGAUUACCUUGUUUUCACGGUAGUGGGAAGUCUAAACUGAAACUAAUCACUCAGCACAAGUGAGGAGGCUACAUGAAGGAGUCCCAGCACCUCCUCCCCGUGUCACCUCCUCCUCCGCCUCCUGUGUGAAUCAGUGCAGAGGGUAAAUGUGGGACAGAGAGGAGGCUGAUAACCACACAGACACACACUCCAUCACUGCUGCCUUCCCCCUGCCGUCCCCCGCACGGUGGGGGAGUCAUCAGGAGCGUUUUAAAGGGACAAAGAGACUAAAAUAAGACAAAAAACAUUUUUCCUUAAGUGGAUAUUUACAGAAUUUAUUUUUAAUUUUUUAUAAAAUAUGGCUGAUAAUGUCCUGGAGUCCUGUCCGCCUUCGGCCAAGAGGCCAAAACUAUCACCUCCACCUCUGUCUGAUGGAAACGAUUUUGGUUCCCUGUUCGACUUGGAGCACGACCUUCCAGACGAGCUCAUCAGCUCCUCGGACUUUGGCUUGACCAAUGGCGGGGACGUUAAUCUGCUCCAAACCGGGCUGGUAGGGGGGCAGGAUGCCGCUGUUAAACACAAACAGCUGUCUGAGCUGCUGAGGACCACCGCUCCGGCUCCGCAGGGUGGGCCUGGGUCCAACAGCACACCUGGUGGCCUGAUGGGGGGCCCUCAGGUCCUAGCCCCGCCUCAGCAGCAGGGUGGGAUGGGCGGGGGGCCUCUGAAUCGAGUAGCCAUGAUGGGUACUCAGAAGGUGAACAGCGGACUGCAGCAAGGGCUGAUGGGGGGUCAGAUAAUGAACGGCUCGCCUCGGCUUGGUUACCCCGGAGGUGCAGGGAUGGUUAACAGUAAUAUGUCACCUGAUGGCAUGCAGCCAAUCAGAGCACAGCAACCUGCAGCACUGAACAAGAUGAAUAUGAUGUCCAAUGCUGGCCCCUAUGGUGGUCCUUAUGGUCAGUCUGGGCUCUCAGGGCCUCCAGGAGCUGGGCUGGGCCCUCAGCUUCAGAAUCAAACCAACAUGGCCGCCCAGUUCAACAUGGACAAGAAGACGGCGGCGCAAGGCCAGAGCAUGACUGGGACGGGGUCUCAGCUCGGAGCGCUCACAGGUGUGUCUCUCAGCGGUCCGGUGGGUGGGGCCCAGAUGGGUCUGAACUCUGUGGGUGCGUGUCCCGGCACCGCGCCCCCUGCCGCAGAGCCGGAAAAACGUAAGCUGAUCCAGCAGCAGCUGGUCCUGCUGCUUCAUGCUCAUAAGUGUCAGCGCCGAGAGCAGGCCAACGGAGAGAUGAGGACGUGUAACCUGCCGCACUGUCGCACCAUGAAGAACGUCCUGAAUCACAUGACCCACUGCCAGGCUGGAAAGACCUGCCAGGUGGCUCACUGCGCGUCGUCCAGACAGAUCAUCUCUCACUGGAAAAACUGUACGAGACACGACUGUCCGGUGUGUUUGCCGCUGAAAAACGCUGGAGACAAGAGGAGCCAGCAGUCUCUCUUGAACAGCGCCGGUUUGAUGAACUCUUUAGGUCCGGGCGGUCCUGGCGGUCAGUCCACCACCCCCACCCUUAACCCUCCUAACCAGAUCGACCCUGGUUCAAUAGAGAGAGCCUACGCUGCGCUUGGCCUUACCUACCAGGGGAAUCAGAGCCCCCAGAACAACCUGCAGAACCUGCAGAGCCCACCAGGGGUCAGGACGCUCAGCAACAUGGGAGGAAACUCAAUGAACGGUGGAGUGAACGUUCAGUCAAACCAGACGUCCAACCUGCUGCCAAACAACAUGAUGCACAACAACAUGAACACGCACAGCCUGAUGAACGAUGGUUUGGGGUCUCAGGGCUCGCUGCCCACAGCAGCUCCUCCAUCUGCAGACAUGAGGAAGUCGUGGCACGAAGACAUCACGCAGGAUCUCCGAAACCACCUCGUACACAAACUUGUGCAGGCAAUCUUCCCCACCCCUGAUCCAGCUGCCCUGAAGGAUCGGAGGAUGGAGAAUCUGGUAGCCUACGCCAGAAAGGUGGAGGGAGACAUGUACGAGUCAGCCAACAGCAGGGCGGAGUAUUACCACCUGCUGGCGGAAAAGAUCUACAAGAUCCAGAAGGAGCUGGAGGAGAAGAGGAAGACACGGCUGCAGAAACAGGGCGGGAUGCCGGGACAGCCUGGCAUCUCCUCCCCCCCUCUGGGCAUGGGACAGCCUCCCAUUCUCCCGGGACAGCCUCCAUUUAACUCAGGACAGCCCCCCAAUGGUCCUCACAUCGAUCCGUCCAUGGUCCGACCAGCUGGAGCCAAUCAGGUGCUUAACAGGAUGCAGAGCCCUACAGGACUGAAUCAUUUUGGUCAGGUGGGCGUUCAGAGGAUGACUCCUCCACUUCCUCCUAACACUCAGAUCAACCAGAUGAACCAUGUGUCCACGCCGCCCCCCCUCCCAGCCUGUGGCCCUGCAGCUCUGUCCUCCCUGGCUCCGGGCCCUGGAGCUCCUGCAGGCUGCGGGUUGCCUGAUGUAGCAAAUAUUGCUGGGCCUCCAUCCUCCACCCAGACCACCUCGCUCUCUCACAGUCUCCCUGUUAGAACAAACUCGCCCUCACCCGCUCACAGUUCGACAUCUCAACCACACCAAACUCCGCCCACGUUACCAAGGAGUCUGACCCCGCACACCCCCUCCACCCCACAGCAACCACCGGCUCCUCCCUCUCAGCAGGAGGCGUCGGGGGAGACAGGGAGCUCUGAACAGGCCAGUCAGCUUCCUCAGCAGAUGCAUGGAAGUGCAGAUUCCUUGACUCCCCAGACAGGUCAGGUACCUACCCAGAAUGCUUCAGUGCCUCUGCAGCGGCCACAGACGCCGCUGUCACCCAAACCCUCGGGGUCCGCAGACGCUUCGGUGUCCUCUCCAGUAUCUCCCAACAGCUCAGAUCCCGCUCCGAUCCAGGAGGAUGUAAAGAUGGAGGUGAAGAAGCAGGAGGAGGAGCAUGAGGAGGAGCAUGAGGAGGAGAGAGGAGAGAGCCAAGAGGGGAAAGGAAAGAUGGAAAAAGGUCACUCUGAUGUGAAGAAAGAGGAGGAAGCAGAGGUGAAGACGGAGGAGCCAUCAAGUGAAGGGUGUAAAAGUGAGCCCAUGGACACGUCCUCUGUGUCUUCGUCAGUAUCUACAGGUGACGACAAGAAGGAGGUGAAGAAGGAGCCAAAAGAGGAGGAAGAGGAGGAGAAGGGGGAGGAGGAGGGGUCAGGGUCCACAGCCGUCACUCCGAGCAAAAAGAAAAUCUUUAAGCCGGAGGAGCUGCGUCAGGCUCUCAUGCCGACCCUGGAGGCGUUGUACCGGCAGGACCCUGAGUCCCUCCCUUUCCGUCAGCCGGUGGACCCGCAGUUACUGGGAAUACCCGUACGUAUUCGAACUAGUAACAAAACUAACCUGGACUACUUUGACAUCGUGAAGAACCCGAUGGACUUGUCCACCAUUAAGAGGAAACUGGACACGGGUCAGUACCAGGAGCCCUGGCAGUACGUUGAGGAUGUCUGGCUGAUGUUUAACAACGCCUGGCUAUACAACCGCAAAACAUCCCGAGUCUACAAAUACUGCUCCAAACUCGCAGAGGUUUUCGAGUCGGAGAUCGACCCGGUCAUGCAGGACCUGGGAUACUGCUGCGGGAGGAAGUUUGAGUUUUCUCCACAAACUCUGUGCUGCUAUGGAAAACAGUUAUGCACCAUCCAACGAGACGCCACAUACUUCAGCUACCAGAACAGUUCACCAAAAUAUGGGCUUCUCGCUGACAGGUACCACUUCUGUGAGAAGUGUUUCAGCGAGAUCCAGAGCGAGAGCGUUUCCCUGGGAGACGACCCCUCGCAGCCUCAGACGUCCAUCAAUAAAGAUCAGUUUGAACGGAAGAAGAACGACACGCUAGACCCUGAACUCCUUGUUGAAUGUUUGGACUGUGGACGUAAAAUGCAUCAGAUCUGUGUCCUUCACAAUGAAACCAUUUGGCCUUCAGGCUUCGUUUGUGACGGCUGCCUCAAACAAUCCAACAAGUCACGGAAAGAGAACAAAUACGCCGCCAAGAGACUUCCUCAGACAAAGUUGGGGAACUUUUUGGAGACGAGAGUGAACGACUUUUUGAAGCGUCAGAAUCACCCCGAGUGUGGAGAGGUGACCAUCAGGGUGGUGCACGUCUCUGAUAAGGUGGUGGAGGUAAAACCGGGCAUGAAGGCCAGGUUUGUGGACAGCGGAGAGAUGGCCGAGUCCUUCCCUUACAGAACAAAAGCUCUGUUUGCAUUUGAAGAAAUUGACGGAGCAGAUGUCUGCUUUUUCGGCAUGCACGUCCAAGAGUACGGCUCUGACUGCCCACCACCCAAUCAGAGACGAGUUUACAUCUCUUACCUGGACAGCGUGCACUUCUUCAAACCUCGACACAUGAGGACGUCUGUGUACUACGAGAUCCUGCUGGGUUAUCUUGAGUACGCAAAGAGACAGGGGUUCACAACCGGUCAUAUCUGGGCGUGUCCACCUAGCGAGGGAGACGAUUACAUCUUCCACUGUCACCCAACCGACCAGAAGAUCCCCAAACCUAAACGCCUGCAGGAGUGGUACAGAAAGAUGCUGGACAAGGCCGUGUCAGAACGCAUCGUUCAUGAUUAUAAAGACGUCUUCAAACAAGCAACAGAGGACCGUCUGACCAGUGCCAAAGAGCUGCCAUACUUCGAGGGCGACUUCUGGCCCAACAUGCUGGAGGAGAGCAUCAAGGAGCUGGAGCAGGAGGAGGAGGAACGGAAGAGGGAGGAGAACAGCACCUCCAAUGAGAGCACAGACGCCUCGAACGGUGACAGCAAGAAUGACAAAAAGAAGAACAACAAAAAGACGAGUAAGAACAAGAGCAGUCUGAGCCGAGCCAACAAGAAGAAACCGGGGAUGCCAAAUGUUUCCAAUGACCUCUCCCAGAAACUGUACGCCACCAUGGAGAAACACAAAGAGGUGUUCUUUGUCAUCCGCCUCAUUGCUGUACCCACUGCCAACUCGCUGCCCCCAAUUGUUGACCCUGAUUCCCUAAUGGCAUGUGACCUGAUGGAUGGGCGAGACGCCUUCCUGACGCUGGCAAGAGACAAACACCUUGAAUUUAGCUCUCUACGGAGGACCAAGUGGAGCUCCAUGUGUAUGCUGGUGGAGCUGCACAACCAGAGCCAGGACCGCUUCGUCUAUACCUGCAACGAGUGUAAACAUCAUGUGGAGACACGCUUCCACUGCACUGUCUGCGAGGACUACGACCUGUGCAUCACAUGCUACAACACCAAAGGUCACGAGCAUAAGAUGGACAAACUGGGACUUGGACUGGAUGACGACAGCAGCAACCAGGCCGCAGCAGGAACUCAGAGUCCUGGGGAUUCUCGCCGCCUCAGUAUCCAGCGCUGCAUUCAGUCUCUGGUCCAUGCAUGUCAGUGCCGCAACGCCAACUGCUCCCUGCCAUCAUGCCAGAAGAUGAAGCGUGUCGUUCAGCACACCAAGAGCUGCAAGCGAAAAACAAACGGGGGCUGUCCCAUCUGCAAGCAGCUCAUUGCUCUGUGCUGCUACCAUGCCAAACACUGUCAGGAGAACAAAUGUCCAGUCCCCUUCUGCCUCAACAUCAAACAGAAGCUUCGUCAGCAGCAGCUGCAGCACCGCCUUCAGCAGGCCCAGAUGUUACGGAGGAGGAUGGCCAGCAUGCAGCGGGUGGGACAACCUGGGGGACCUGUCAUGGGGCUUCCAUCACCCAAUGGGACAACUGCACCAAGUACCCCAACAUCAGCAGGAACCCAACCCUCAACACCCCAGACCCCAACCCAGACUAUGCCUCCACAGCAGCCUCUGGGUCCUGGUUCUGGAGUCCAGCAGCAGCAACCAGGUGGGAUGCACCCUCAACAACCCCACCAUCCUCAGUUCCAUCAAAUGGCUGUUGGAGGAAGUGGGGUCGGGGGAUUAAUGAGCUCUCCUCAACAUCAGCAGCAGCAGCAAGGUGGAUCAAACACUCAGCAGCUCCAGCAGAACCCCAACAAUCUGCCUCUGUACACCAGCAGACUUCCAGGUUCGUCCCCCAUCCAUCAGUCCCAGGGAAAACCAAUCCUUGGCUCUGCAACGCCCCCACGGCAGCAGCAGUUGGGUGGAGCAGGAGGUGUUGGAGGGCAACAAAAUCCCAGCCAAACCCCCCUACCUCAGCAGCAGCAUCAGCCACAAUCCGGUCCACCCCCUGCAGCUGUAGAAAUAGCAAUGAAGAUCCAGCAGGUGGCCGAUGCUCAGAGGAAGAUGGCUCUACAGAGGCAAACCACGCCAGGAAUGAUCCCCCCACACCCUCACCAUCAGCAGGGUGCAGGUCAGCAGAUGGGCAUGGGACACCCAGGGGGUCCAGGGACUAUGGGAAACCAAGGAAUUCCCCCCCAGAACCCGGGGGCCAUAGCAGCAGCCCGAGGUCACAUGGAUCCACAACCAGUAGCUUCAUCAGGGAUGAUGGUCGGUGCAGGUGGUCCCAUGCAGAAGGCCCCACAACAGGGCAACCUCCCCCCUGGUCAGCUCCCCUCUCAGGUCCAGCUUCAACAGCAAAGGAUGGGGGCUCCACACCAAAACUCUCAGCAGCAGCAGUGGGGGGGUCAGGGGAUGCCCCCCCAGCAGAGACAGGCCAUGAUGAACCAGAUGAACAAUCAAGCCAUGAUGGCAGCUCAGCAACAUGGGGCUCAGCAACAUGGGGCACACCAACAGACUCAGGGCCACACAGCCUUAAUGAACAUGGGACAGCAACAGGGUGCAGGUGGAGGGGUCCCAGCGGGAGCAAUCCCUGGUGCUGCUGGUGGGAACAUCCCCCAGGCUGCCUUGCAGGAGCUGUUACGAACUCUCCGUUCACCUAGCUCCCCGCUGCAACAGCAGCAAGUCCUUAACAUCCUGCACUCAAACCCACAACUCAUGGCGGCUUUUAUCAAGCAGAGGGCUGCAAAGUACAAAGGGGGGGUGGGAGGACAGGCUGGUCCCCCUGGAAAUGUGCCAGGAAGUGUUCCAGGAGGUCCUGGUGCGACCGCAGGUCCUGGAUUUAACAUGGCUGGAGGGGGUCCACAGGUGAACAUGAAUGCUCCAGGGCAGGGGAUGCACAUGGGGGGCCAAGGGGGAUCCAAUGUUACCAUGGCAACUAUUGCUCAGCUUCAGCAAGUACAGCAGCAACAGCAAUUACAACAACAACAACUGCAACAGCAGCAACAACAGCAACAUUUGCAGCAGCAGCAGAGGCCGUUGCCUAAUACUGUACAGCAGCAAGGGGUAGCGCAGAUGGGAAAUCUCAACAAUCCCCAGUUCAAAGAGAUUCUCAUGAGACAACAUCUCCAGCAACAACAGCAGAGACAACAACAGCAGCAGCAAAUGGCGGUAGGUCCAGGUCAGAUGGGCGUAGGUCCUGGUCAGAUGGUGGGAGGUCCUGGUCAGAUGGUGGGAGGUCCUGGUCAGAUGGCAGGAGGUCCUGGCCACCUGGGGGUAGGUCCUGGUCAGAUGGGAGUAGGUCCUGGUCAGAUGGGUGUAGGUCCAGGUCAGAUGGGGGCAGGUUCCGGUCAGAUGGGGGUAGGUCCCGGUCAGAUGCGGGCAGGUCCCGGUCAGAUGGGGGUAGGUCCUGGUCAAAUGGGCGUAGGUCCCAGUCAGAUGUCAGGAGGUCCCAGUCAGAUGGGUGUAGGUCCUGGUCAGAUGGGUGUAGGUCCUGGUCAGAUGGGCGUGGGUCAUGGUCAGUUCCAACAACCUCCUCAGGUUCAGAACUAUGGCGGUCCCUCUGGCAUACCGCCCAAUGCAGGAGGCCAAGGUCCCCACUCAGACACUCCCGUACAGCCCCAAAUGGGUCAGCAGGGUUCAGGCUUUCCUUCAGCCCUGCAGCAGCAGCAGAGGCUCCACCCCCACAUGCAUCUUCAAGGGGUUGAGGGGGGGCCAGGUGGAGGAGGUCCCCUACAGCCCCCUCAGAGUGGCCCCCCAACCUCUCAAGCUCUCCUCCAUCAGGCGCUUCACCAGAGACUGCUGCAGCAGCAGCAUCUGGGUUCAGGGGGGUCUCCAGGCCAGCACAGUGGUGCCAUGAGCCCUCAGCAGGUGGCCCAGUCCCCCCACCACCACCUGCAGGGUCAGACUCUGCCCCCCUCCCUUGCCAACCAGGUCCGAUCCCCACAGCCUUCACCCAGACCUCAGUCCCAACCACCUCACUCUAGCCCUUCCCCUCGCCUGCAGCCCCAGCCCUCUCCGCAUCACAUCUCCCCCCAGGUGCAGACGGGGUCACCUCACCUGAACCAGCACCACCCAGGCCUGGUGCCCCCCCAACAGCAGAACUCUCUGGACCAGUUUGGACCAGAUCAGAGCGCCAUGCUGUCUCAGAUGGGCACCAUGGGUGGUCUACACGGUCCUGGGGGGCCAGGUCAGGACACUCUGCGACAGACUCUGAAUUAGAACCCUUUAGACCUGAUGUGACUGUGUCAAAGUCUCACCUGGAUGUAUUGUUCACCUGGAGAAGCCACUCAACUGGAGGGAUCCCUCACCUGGAGGAGUCGCUCACCUGGACAGUGUUACGGUUUCUUUUAGAUGUUAUUUAAAAUGUUUUUGAAUAAAGUUUUUUUGAAUGAGCUUCCUAUGGGAGAUGAACAAUAAAUCAAACAGUCAGUAUAUAAUUUAGAAUCAAAUUAAUCUAAUUUAUUGCUGUUAAUAUAUUUUUUUCGUGGAUGGGUUGUGGUGGGUUUCCCUCCCUCACCUCCACCUCUCAGAGAAAGGAGAUAUUUUCGGGGUAAAGCGAAUUAAAUAUGUUUUGUAUUAAGUCUUUAAGAUUUAAAAGUGUUAGAGAAUGAAAGAGAUGAUUUAAUGUAAUGACCUUUUUAUUUUUUAUCAUUUUUAUUUCCCAUCAUGCAGUCUGUUUUUUUCUGCAGUGUGAUGUGGAUUAUUCAAACAUGAAGCAUCUCUUCUACUCUGUGUUUUUGAUUGAUUUAUUUAUUCUCUGUGGGAGGAUAAUGUACCCUGAGACUGCUACGGUUCAUAUAGAAAUAUAUUUUUGUUAUUGUCUGUUAAGGUGUCGGCUGGGUCGGUGGAUUAUAAUUCUUUAGCUGUGCGUGUUCAGGCAGAAUAAUUAAAGCUCAGUGUUUUUUCUCAGCUGUUUUCUGACUUUCUGAUCGAACCCUCCUCCCUCGAAUGUGUGCGCUCUCUCUCCUUUAAAGACACUUCACAUGGAGCAGCAUGGGGAGGGGGUGCUCACCUGUGUGCCUCACACCUGGGAUUUGAAACAAGGGGGCGGGGCUUCUGUUAGUGUUAGUAGGCUUCUUCUGUUCAGAGUUAACUGAAGAUUUUUGAUCCAAAUGAACUGUUGCACAGAAACGAGGAGAGCAGAUGUCUGAACACUUGGUGUCUGUUUUUCCUCCUCGUCACCUUUGCUGCUUCCUCGGAACUUUAAGUACCCCCUGCUCUCCCUCCCUCAGACUCCUUCCUGUUUAUCUUUCCGCCAUUAUUGGGAGUUUAAUUUAAUAUUUUUUACUGUACAGAGGAAACUUCAAUAGUUUUUUAUAAUAAAAUGAAAAUUACCAUCACUGUUGGUUCCUGAAUGUCUUUUUUCAGUUGCCCAUGAGUAAGAAAAACAAAUACAUGAAUUCUGAUUCUUUCAAAAAACACUUGCUUGGUUGGCUCUUUUCAUUUAUGUAUGCAUGUGUUUAUUUAAAUUAACUUUACUGAAUACAUUCACAGUAAAGUUUAAUUGGAUUACAACUGCCCAUCAUUGAUUGGCAGUGAUGCCUUUUCUAAGAGCAAUGCGCCCUCUAGUGGGGACAAGUAACAUUACAACCUUUUUCAUCAAGGCAGAAAUACUGGAUGGAUCUCCACACUUCCCCCCUCAUCACAAGAGUGUUUCAGAGGGAAUUUUUGCCCAUUCAUUCCGCAGAGUAUUUAUCCUAA